UCAGAGAAACAUAGUGCAAGUCAACCUUCAUGUAGACAUUCAGCAAAAUCACCAAAAAGUCCCAAACCAGCAGAUGGAAAAGCACACUCAGUUUUUUAUGCCAAAGAAAGCAAAGAAGUCAAGAAGGCAAGACCUGAAAGGACUACGCCCCUGGGAUCUGAUAAGGCACCAAGUAUUUUUAAAGCUGGUAAACCCCGGGGAGAAGUCCAAGGGGCAGCAGAGGUACAAGAAGACAAAAAUCUGAAAGUGGAGAUGCCUAUCGAUCAGGUUCCAGCUCAGAUCGUCCAAGAAGAAGAAAUUGUGGCACCUGCCAGUACUCUGGCUGAUGAGGCUGAGGAAGGUGGCAGUCCCUAUGAGGAUAUUGAGAAAAAGGAAAAGAAGAAAGAAUGGAGCUUAAAAAAUAUGUUUGGAUUCUUUCUCAAAAAGCCUGGAGAAUCUAAAGACAAAAGGGGAGAAUCUGAACAAAACCAGCCUGCAGAGGGACCCCUACCAGAACAAAUUAGUGAAAAAAAAGGAACAUAAAGAGUUGAUUUCAAAUGUCAUGUCAUGUUGUGCUAUACAGGAUUUUAACGUUGCAGGCCAGGAUGUAGUUUGCAACUCAUGAAAUAUCAUGUUUACUACAGGGGACUAUCUUCCACAACAUCAGUUAAGACAGUUCCCCCUAAAGAAACAAACAAUAAAUUCCUCCAUCUUUCUUGCACAAUUAGAAGUGUAAACCUUUAGUGAGUGGUUAUGUGAUCUUUACACAUUCAUUGAGUAUGUAUACAUGCUUCCUAUUAAGCCUUGGCUAGUACGUUUGAGAAUGAAGGAGUUUAACUGGAGACUGCCAAGUACUGUAAUCUUUACUAUACAUGUUGUUGAUGAUUAAUUCUUUUUGUAAUUUUCUGAUGAGUUAUUUCUCUGUUUCUGCCUAAUCAGCAGUCACACUGCGAAAUAUAAUUGCACUUGUAAGAAAAUUACUUCUCAUGAGAUGAAUACGUUUGAUGAU
Molecule: messenger RNA, 988 nt
Organism: Chelonoidis abingdonii (Abingdon island giant tortoise)
Lineage: Eukaryota; Metazoa; Chordata; Testudines; Testudinidae
Source: RefSeq, a predicted model, not a curated record